Tachyglossus aculeatus (Australian echidna) is the source of this 1497-nucleotide messenger RNA. It is a transcript of the gene LAX1, whose product is annotated as lymphocyte transmembrane adaptor 1. The record is from RefSeq and is a predicted model, not a curated record. NCBI's taxonomy places the organism in Eukaryota, Metazoa, Chordata, Mammalia, Monotremata, Tachyglossidae. Gene Ontology annotation, biological process: immune response; intracellular signal transduction; negative regulation of T cell activation. Gene Ontology annotation, cellular component: plasma membrane.
AUGAUGCGGUGCAGCCCUAUCAAGUUUUGGGCUAUCACGUCUCCUACAGAGGACAGACUGGACACAGAACAGCUGCCGGUGAGUCAGCUCCUUCCAUCAUCAGCUGAGCCCUCGGCGAUGAAGAGCACUCCACCCACAAGCCAAAGGGUAACUCCGAACCUCAGCCUUGGCACAGUGACUCUCACCAGCGAGAACAAAGAUGGUGGGGGAACUGUUUCUCCUCUCAGGUUUAAAGACCAGACCAGCAUCCUGUAUUCAAUAGUUGCUGGGUUGCUGGCCUUCCUCCUGGUCAUUGCUGUUCUUUGCAUCCUGUGGAUCUGGAACAGGCGGAAAAAACGAGGGAAACCGGUUAGUCUCCGUCCCGGUCUCAGGGUUGGGGACGGCGAUCUCUCCGUGACGCUCACCACACCCUCCGAACUUACAGAGCAAGUGCCCUACCUUCGCGUCACCGUCCUCCCCAUGGUGUCCUUGACCCGGUCCAGACACCGAGCGAAGAACGUCUACGGGCUCCUUCCCCGGAGGAUUGAGAGAAGGGGCCUCCCCCCGCCACGGAAUAACCGUGUUUUCAGCACCGAGAGCCUUAUUUCUGGAAAUUCAGAAAGUCGGGUCUCUGACCACAUGCUCCCAGGACGGGGCAGGCCUCUCCACCUCCACAGAGCCUGGAUCCACCAUGGAGGAGGCGAGGUCGGCGUCUACGAUAACAUCCCCGCCCCAAACGACUAUGAAAACACCCUCCCCAUCAUCGUUGAUGACAACGACGAUGUCAACAGCCAGGCCUCGGCGGAGAGCAUGAGCCUCUCCUCGGGGGACUCGAGAGAUUACGUUAAUGUCCCAGCUGCGGGAGAUGGAGAUGAGAUCCCAGCUGGGACGAGCUCCUCGUCCCCGCCAAAUCAGCCCGGCUCUCCAGAAUCCCGUUGCGUGAGUCGACAGGUAGGGGAGAGCGAAGGGAACCGUGGAGAUGUCGAAGAUUAUGUCAAUAGUUGGUGGUCUCUGAGGCUGAAAGAUCCUGACCGACACGAGGACGGGAAUGGAUCUUCUGAGACCUCCGAGGACUACGUCAAUGUGCCGGGCCCCGCAGGUGAGGGGGACGGCCAGGGGAGGAAGUUACAGGAUUUGGGGGGCUUUGAGGAUGCUCUUGAGGACCCCCAGCUACGGACAGAGGAAGGAUCAGUGUCCCAAGAUUCAGACAGCGUGGAUUACGUGAAUGUCCCCACCCUGGAGGGCAGUGAAGACCCUCAGGCGGAGGCUGAAGAGGUGCAAUGGCAGGAGUCUGAGGAUUAUGUGAACGUGCCACCUGAGGGUGACACUAAACAUGUGCCUGAUGCCAAGGACUUGCCUGUUGAGCAGGAGUCCAAUUUACCAGGCCCGAGGACAGUUUUUGAGUUUGCCAGCCUAGCUUCUUUCCUGGUACUCGCUCUGCUAAUGGCCGGCAGUUCUGGAGGUAAGAUGGUUAUGUCCGCUCUCUCCAAAAUGCCCCGCCACUUGGUGCUGAGGUGA